AGUAGGAUACCAACUCCGACGAGCCUUCUUUUGAUGCUCCUCUUGAUGCUCCUUUUGAUGCUCCUUUUGAUGCUCCUUUUGAUGCUCAGAGUGGGUGCCAACUUGUCCAAUAGUUGUACAGUCCCGGGGACCUUAUGUCUGUACUCGGCCAUCAAGUGCCGCGUACAAGAGAUUGCAAUCGUCUCUCAGGGAGACAUGGAGCGGUAAUAAGUCCAUCCGGGUUCAAACCUCCCUGGUACGUUAGUU
Messenger RNA from Thermothelomyces thermophilus ATCC 42464, 246 nucleotides. RefSeq lists its product as uncharacterized. NCBI's taxonomy places the organism in Eukaryota, Fungi, Ascomycota, Sordariomycetes, Sordariales, Chaetomiaceae. The transcript has a single exon. The record is from RefSeq and is a predicted model, not a curated record. Bases 34 to 207 code for a protein of 57 amino acids.